AUGAGGAACAUUGCCGCGAUAUGUGUGGCGAUGGCCGGUCUUCUGGCCCCCAUCGCCCAGGCUGCCUGCGAAUGCGGUUAUGCAGCCAAUAUCACAGGUACAGUCGAGGUUUUUACAGACCUGAUCGAGACCGACUUCACAAAGGUAAAGGAUAUCAGGAACAACACCGACUGGGUGCGGCAGGACUUCAACAAGACCAACGCGAAUGCAAGGGGGCCUCUGGGGGAGAAGUUCGCACCCACCAACGUCGCCACCUCAUACAAUGCAGGCUCAGGUUCUUUCGCAUCGACCAAGAUGAAUGCCGGUCUUCAGCUUCUCGUAGAGAGCGAAACAGUAGAUGGACUAGUACCGGGCGCAGAGAUUGACUCGGCUCGGAAUGAUCUACAAUACGGUUCCUUCCGGGCUAUGAUGAAGGUCCCUGAUGUUCCGGGGACGUGUGCUGCUUUCUUCUGGUAUUAUAAUGACACCCAAGAGAUUGACAUGGAAUUCCUCACGAGAGAGUUCAAUGCGGCAAACAACUCGUAUCCUGUCAACAUUGUUCUGCAAUCGCGCGAGUCCCUGGAGAAGGGCUACGACGCUACAGGAACAGGAAAUUUCAUCAAGGCAAACCUCGGCUUCAAUCCUACUACUGGCUUUCACGAGUACCGCAUCGACUAUCUUUCCGAUGAGGUUAUCUUCUACGCCGAUGGGGUCAUAAUCGGAAGCAUGAACGGCAGUGCCGUGCCUGUCGAGGGUGGCCACUUGAUUCUCCAGCACUGGAGCAACGGAAAUCCUCUCUGGUCUGGCGGUCCGCCCAAGAAGGACGCAAUUCUUGCAGUGGCUUCUGUCAAGGCCUAUUUCAACUCAUCCCUUGACUCUCGCAAGGCCGACCACCAGGCUCGUUGCGUCGAUCUCUCAGCACCCGACGCCGUCUGCACCAUACCCAGCGACCCUUCCUUUUUCUUUACUGCUCAGACGAACAUGACCAACAACCAGACCGUGUCAGGACAGCCCAGCCCUGAUGGUCACGAGGACCACGGGGGUCAGCAAGGUUCUGCCUCGGCAGAGACUCCUUCAUGGCCUCUGCUUGUCAGCCUGUUGUUCAUUGGUGUCUGGUUCAUCUGA
This is a messenger RNA of Colletotrichum chrysophilum, 1104 nucleotides long. RefSeq lists its product as uncharacterized. Lineage: Eukaryota; Fungi; Ascomycota; Sordariomycetes; Glomerellales; Glomerellaceae. Bases 1 to 1104 code for a protein of 367 amino acids. The record is from RefSeq and is a predicted model, not a curated record. Gene Ontology annotation, molecular function: hydrolase activity, hydrolyzing O-glycosyl compounds. Gene Ontology annotation, biological process: carbohydrate metabolic process. The transcript has 2 exons.